Molecule: messenger RNA, 12803 nt
Organism: Xyrichtys novacula (pearly razorfish)
Lineage: Eukaryota; Metazoa; Chordata; Actinopteri; Labriformes; Labridae
Source: the annotation of a GenBank genome assembly
AUGAAUGUAGCCAAGAGUGGUUACCGCGUUUUUUCCGCAAACUCCUCCGCAGCUUGCACAGAAUUGGCCAAGAAGAUAACAGAGUGAGUACAAUGUUUGCUUAGUCUCUCAGUUUUAUGACUGCUAGCUGGCAGGUAGAAAUUUGUACUAAGUGAAAGAAAAACCAUGUUCUCAUUCAGAGGACCAAACAUCUGAGUACUUUGCUUUUGAAUGUCAUUCGGCUGAUGUUGUCAAACCCUGAUAGAGUCUCAAUAACAAGCAGCUUUUAGACAUAAUAAAGAGAGAAGCAGAUAACAUAUGGUACUUGUUUUUGUGUAACACCUGUAAUUUUACUAUUAUCACAAGUAACUUUAGAUUUCAGAGGUUCACUGCAAAUUUAGUACAAGAUUUUGUGCUUUUAUUAGUAAUAAUGUCUUCUUAGACCCGUAUACCCAGCGAUGGAUAAUAGUUUUGAGUCUAUUAGGACGUUUUUACCAUCAAAAAUAUUGUCUAGUUUUGUAAUUUUGCAGUGUAAAAGCCUUUAUUUUUGAAAGGUGGAUCUAUAAAUAAAUCAAUAACUGUGUAAAAUGUGUCAUAUGUAUCCCACUUAAACUCCCAGCUAUUAAUUUUGUGCUCUUUGUUUCACAGGAGGCUGGGGGUUGAACUGGGGAAGUCUGUGGUCUUCCAGGAAUCGAACAGAGGUAAGGAUGGGGUUAUGAAUCAACAGAAAAAAAUAUAAGAAGUAAAACCCAUCACUGGCAGAUUUCCACUCAGCUUAACUGUAUUUUUGGUACUUUUAAAAGGAGCAGAAUUCAUCAUAAUUUCUUUGUCAUUGAGAUAUGACGAAACAAUGGUAAAUAUAUUUAAAAAAUGGCCUUAAAGGGAUAUUCUGGUGUAAAAUUACUUCAGGGUCAAACACACAAUAACACCGAGUUAGACACCCCGUUGAGAGAUGAAUGUUGCCGACCGCUUGCUUCUCUAGUUAUACUAACUUUAGCAUUGACCGCAAGAUAGCACUACACAGCGGUCUGAGGAGCCAUAAACAAACCUCAACCAAAACGCCACUCUAUAGCCACAGUAGCCAACAGUACAUAUAGGGUCCUAGCCACCAAACAUCUUUUUAACUUUGCCUAAUUUCUUUCACAAAGAGACGAAACACAACUCACCCACUCUGUGAGACCUCAGGACAGUCCAUUACAGACUGCAGAGGGUAGACGCAGCUCAAGGAAGUAUAUUUGUGAUAAUUUCUUUAUCAUGUACUUGAAGCAAUAAUCAUCAUAUUAAUCGUUUUGCACUGCAGACGCAGUAGUUCUUCUGCCUUAGCGUCUUGGUCUGAUUGCAUUUCCAUGAGAAAAUGAUCACAAAUGUUCUUCCUUGAGCUGCGUCACCCCACUGCAGUCCGUAAUGGACAGGCCUGAGGUCUCUGUACAAACAACCGGCUGCAGGAAGAGAGUAGGUGAGUUGUGUUUAUCUAAGAAGUCUAAAGAAAUUAGGCAAAGCUAAAAAGAUGUUUGGUGGCUAGUACUAUGGCUGGGACCCUAUAUGUACUGUUGAUGAAGUUAGGUGCUGUUCUGAGCAUUAUUUGUGGCUAUAGAGUUGCGUUUUGGUUGAGGUUUGUUUAUGGCUCCUCAGACCGCUGUGUAUUGUUAUCUCGCGGUCGUUACUAAAGUUGGUAUAACUAGAGAAGCAAGCGGUCUGCAACAUUACAUUAACUAAACUAAACAGUUUUGACACGGGCAUUUUAAAACUAACCGUUUUGUCACAUUUAAUACUCUCAAAGGGCUUACAGAGGGCCCUCCUUCACAUUUUAUCCAUUAAAGGGGAACUGCAAGAGCAUUUUUCCAAGGGCAUUUGGGCGGUGUGUUUUCCAUACAUAAGGGCACACCGGGGAAUGAUUACUGUGCUCGAUUACCCCCAGCCACACACACCACACACACACACACACACACACACACACACAAAAUACUUGCAAGGUUUAUUAAGGAGAGAUGAGAGAGAAGGUAUGCUGGAUGACAGAGUGCUCUUUUUUUCUGUUGAAGUAUUACAAACAGGUGAAAUGUGAAGAAUGCACAACUGCACCGAGACAGGAACUCUAUAUCACAGUUGAUUUGCACGCUUUGGUGUAUAAUUUUACUGAAAACUUAAUUGCACAUCACUAGUUUUUAAUAAUUUAAUACAGGCCCAUUCUUAACAAAAAAAUUGGGCAUUUGUCCUGCUAUUUCUGGAACAAGGCACUUGAAGUCAGCUGUGUUUCUUACAUUUUAAUUAUGUUAGCCAUGUUACCAGUGAAAAGUCGGAGUAAUAUGAUUAUUUUAAGUUCAUUUCUUGAAAUGUUCUCUCAAAAGAAUUCUCUCAAACAAAGUGGUUAUAACUUUUUUUUUAGCUCUUUUAACUUUAUAAAUACUGCCCAUGACUGUACUGUUCGGUUAAUAUUGAUGCCGUUUUUAUCAAUGUCAAUAUGUAAUGAUGUGUGGACUUGACGGUGUACAGUGUAAAGAAUACACAAGGCAAAGACAUGCAAAUAAGUAAACAUGUUUUUACAUUUCCCUCUUGAGCAGAAACAAGAGUGGACGUUAAAGAAUCAGUCCGUGGACAAACUAUCUUCAUCAUCCAGACCAUACCGCGGUGAGUACAGUACAGAGAGGCACAUCAUUUAUUGUGUCUCGUACGCUUAUUAUUCAGCACAUGUGAUGAUAACAUGUCCUUUUUCAUUUUCCUUCAACCAGAGAUGUGAACACAGCCAUCAUGGAGCUGCUGGUCAUGGCCUACGCUCUGAAAACGUCCUGCGCAAAGAACAUCAUCGGAGUCAUUCCCUACUUCCCCUACAGCAAACAGUGCAAGAUGAGGAAGAGGGGAUCCAUAGUGUGCAAGUUGUUAGCUUCAAUGCUAGCUAAAGCAGGUAAGACAAACAAAUGCAGUUUUAACCUCUUAAUUUGAAAAUGAAGAAGCUAGGCGGUGUGAUGUGUUCUCAGACUUAACACCACUCAUCUGUCUUAUAAACCCGCAGGGUUAACACACAUCAUCACCAUGGACUUGCAUCAGAAGGAGAUCCAGGGCUUCUUUAGCUUCCCUGUGGACAACUUACGUGCCUCUCCUUUCUUGAUUCAGUACAUCCAGGAAGAGGUGAUCAUUUUCCUCCUCUAUCUUCUGUGUGGAAGUCUGUAUGCUUGUUGAGUUAUUGAGUGUUAAAGUCAGUGGACUAAUGCAAUAACACAGUUUUGUAGUCCUCUGGAAAGCAAGAGUAGCGUGCUAUUUGAGAGUGAGUGGUAGGUAAAGUUACAGUCCUUCAUGUUUUUCCAGCAGAAACAUAAACAGUAUCUUUUUUACACAAUAUAAAUGGAGGGCUGUUGGUUGUAGGCGAUACUUAGAUCUAAUUUCUAUAUAUCCACAACCUUAUUCUUACUUAUAAAAUUAAUCACUUUUUCAUUCAUUUCUAAUUUAGAGAUUCAAAACAUCUUUCUCCCUAUCCAGAUUAAACAUUGUGGAUAUCACUACCAUUUCAUAUACUUACAAUCCAGUUGUUUUGAGACAUAACUAAAUAAUGAUUUUUAAAGAAACAACUUUAAUAAGUGGAGUAAUUAAUUAUUUGUAAUUAAAGUAAGACCUCAGUUCCUCAGGUUUUUUUCUUGGAUAGAUUCUUUUGAAGACACCCAGACUCUUCAUUCUGAAUAAGAGGAUAGGAGGAUGGGAAAAACACAAAUUUACAAGUGAGAAAAAAAGGUUUGAAUGAGGAGGACUGUUUUCACUAGUACCUGAUGUAUAGUUAGCUACUAAUCAGAGUGUUUAACUUCAAAAUGUUAAAACUGCCCACCACGAGAAAAAUGGAGGGAAAAAAAACAAAACGAGGUACCAGAGUGUCUUUUGUUUCAACGUCUGUGUUUCUUUUUCCUGUCAGAUUCCCGAUUACAGAAACGCCAUCAUCGUGGCAAAGUCCCCGUCAGCAGCUAAAAGGUAACUGAUAAAAAGAAUCCGUAUUAUUCCUUUUCGGGUUGAUGAUACUUGCAUUAUUAAUGUGCAUCUUAGCUCUUAGUGUAUUUGCAUAGCUGUAAGUGACCUGUGGAUCCAGUUCUGUCUGAUUCCUGAACACUCCUGUGAAGAAUUUUUUUUCGCUGAUUGUGAAACAUUUAAAAACUGCUAUCAGGGGUAGGCGUCAGAUCUUGAACAACAUACUGUUAAAGCAGUUUGUUUUUGACAAAGAUUAGUGGUAGAGGAGACAUACACAACAACACAAGCAAAGAGAUGAAAGGUACAGCUUUGCCCUUUAACCCACUAAGACCUGAACCCUGUCUGAGACACACCUCUGAAAUCCUGAGGGCAAUUUUGAGAAGGGCCCCCAGAUCCUGAGGUUUUCUCAAGUGAUGAGGUUUACAAAAAAGCGUACACGUGUGGCUUUCAAGAUUACUAUUUUUUAUUUUUCCGAACCUUCAUCACAUUAUUGAAAACCUUGAACAAACUCUCAAAUUAAGUAAAGCGGCUGUAUACAUAGAAGUAAAGGCUCUGCACUGGAAAACAGUUUGCUUUCUGCAAAACACGUGGCAGUCAUGAUAAAGUGUCCAUUCAAUACAAAUGUUAAUAUAAAAAAAUAAGGUGUCGAAAGGGUAUGCAGCUGCCCCAGUAUAGUGCCAGUACAAAAGCACCACUACAAACUAAAAAAAAAAAAAUAAAUACCCAAAGCCAUGCAACACUGGUGUGAGCUAAAGCACUCAAUAUGAAGAGGUUGUUCACACUGCUGGAUGCUUCUCCUCCGAAGCUGCUCUCUGCCGCCGUCAUUAUUUACUUUCCUCAUGAAGCAAGAUCCGAGCAUGAAUCUGACGGCUUUAUUAAGCUUUAUUCGCCUAUCAGAGGCAGACGGGUAUGAUGAUUUUAAAUGAUUAAAAAACCACAGAAUGUUACACAAUGACGUAUCCGCUUCCGGCUUGGAAGGUUGAAUUGCAUACACGCUUCUCCCAGCUUGAAGGGUAGAAAUGCGUACAUGCUGUCCCGGUUUAAAUGGGUUAACACAGUUAGUUCCUCACUGGAGCUUUAGUUGAAUCCUACAAUAAAUUUUUCAUAUACUAGGCAGUUAACAGUGCAUCAUGCAAUUAAGGGGGCUUUUGGUACAUUUUAAAACAAGCCACUGCUGAACCUAAAGAAGAUGGAAAGAAGUAGUUAAAUAACUAAGUGCCAUUAGCCUCGCAUGCAUGUCCUAUAUUCAGAUAUUAUAGCCCUCAAUAUGUAACAUUUAUUAACAGUGAGAGGAGAUUUCACUAUGAAUAAACAACAGGAGGAGAUUUUGGUUGAUUAACACCACAUUCACUCUUGAGCGCUUUAAAGCUCCUGUGAGAUGUUUUAACUGGUUAUGAAACAACCUGAAACGAGCACUCAAGUGUUUUUAUAACUCAGAAAAAUGAACCAGAGCAUCGACAAGAAGAAUGAUGGUUUCUGUUACAUUCAGGUAACAGUGAAUAUGAAUAGAAGUCUGUUUCAUUAUUGUCUAAAAACCCCUCACAGGAGCUUUAAAGUUGCCUAAAAUAUAUAAACAGUAAAUUUUUACAAAGACUUGUAUGUUCACUCAGUAAGUCAUCAGGACACUAUUUGACAUGCUGUCUCAUUUUCUCACUCUCAUCAAGGGCUCAGUCAUAUGCAGAGCGCCUCCGUCUGGGUCUGGCUGUGAUUCAUGGCGAGGCUCAGUGUUCAGAGUCCGACAUGGCUGACGGCAGACACUCCCCUCCAUGUGUACGCAACGCCACGGGACACACGGGCCUGGAGCUGCCUUGUAAGAAAGAAUACAACUCACUACCCACUAUUUCCUUUUCAGAUAAGCAGAUGUUACCCUGUCUGAAACAUAUCUCUGUUGCUUUUUAUGUGUCACAUCACGGUCAAAAUAAGCAAAACUAUCCGUUUUUAUCAUUUCUGCUAGUUUUAACCACUUCACUGCAUUCAGAGUGUAAAUCCUGCCCACAGCCUAACACAGCUCUUCUUCGUGCUAACCUGUUUGGAUUGGAGGAUUCUGCUGUUUCUCACUCAUGCCAUCAACCAUCCUCUGAGAAGUGGAUUCUUGUGUUACUGCAUGCUUUGAUUUAACAGAUACUCCAACUGUACCUGCAUCCUCCACCAGCUGCAACUCCUCACUUACAAAGAGUGGCGUGCUUAAAAUCUCACACCACUCCGUUUUAAAUAUUUGUUUGCUGAUACAUUUGAAUGUGACUCUGGCAUAUUUUCAGUGUUAAUUCUGGUAAGAAGAUUUAAAUGAGAGGAAAAAAAAAGAAAAGGAUUGUGUCAUUGGCAAAUGACUCCAAAGUAUCUGCGUCCAGUAUACACUUUAUUAUUUAGUAAAUGCUUUUCUAUUCUGACUUGUGUUUCUAGUCUCACCCUUGACUUAAAAAAUCCUCCUCAAAGAGAACGCUUAAAUUGCUCUAAAAAGUAAGAAGACAUUAUUGUCAUCUUUAAGUAAUGAGUCAUGUGUUUCACACUCUUUACGUCAACCUUUUCCAAGGGGAUUUUCCAAGUCUCGGCAUCAUGUGUUUUUUGUCAUGUCAAAUAUUUGUGCAUUUGUGUUAACGUGGUGUUUAUUUGUUGGUAAUAGCAGGCAAACAACAAGCUCCGUUCCCUGGCAUAGAGCUCCCAAGUACGACCGUAAACAAUAACACACACCUGACUAUCAAAUGAUUCCUUUUUUUUUUUUUUUUCAAAUGGCUCCUCAAUCCGUGCAUGUGGAAAAAAAAAAACUACAAAAAAAAAAAAAAACAGGUUUGUGUCGCAUCUUGUGAAAAAUUCCGUCUGGAUUCAGGAGAAGAAGCUGGUGAAAAACUCACAAACUGCACUGCUAGUUUUCAGAUAAAUUGCAUUGGUUUUUUGAAGCCAGUUUGCUCUUUUUUUCAGUAUUUAAUGCAGUUAGGUUAAAUUAAAAAAAGGCAGCUCUUGUGUUUUCUGCACCUUUCCGAAGAUUCCAGACGGGUACUUCUACAAGAUGUCCAAACCGCUCUUUGUUCUGUCGUGUUCUGAUUUUAUUUGAACUCCAUAAAUCAAACCAGAACCAUGCCAAACAUUUUUUCAGUUCAGUAUCUGGACUCAUCUUGCCAAUCAACACAUGGUGCACCCAUAUUAAACCUGCUAUUCAAAACCUGAUUAACUUUUGGUCAUAACUGCAUGUGAUGAGAUUAAAAAGCAUGCACGUGAAAUGAAAGACGAAACACUAUGAACAGUAUGAUUGGUACAUUUCUGCAUCUUACCUAAGCAACGCUAAAUCAAAGGAGUAGUUUCCUUCUCUUCAGUGAUUCUGAACAUUUUUAGUGUCAUGCAAAAUAAGAGAAAUACAAUCCCAAAUCUAAAGAAGUUGGCAUGCUGUGUUGAAUAUUGAUAAAAACAGACUUUGGUGGUUUGAAACCAAUUAAACUGACUGAAAGAGAGACAAAAUACCAAAUGCUGAAACUAAAAGCUUUUAUUAUUGGAUGAAAAAUAUAUGCCUGUUUUAAAGUCAAAGUCAGCAACAGAGGAAAAAAAAAAUUAAAAUAUUGUGCAAUUGGAGGAAUCUAACUGGGUUUUGCAACAGGUUCGUCACAUGACUGCACAAAAAGGCAGCUCUAGAGAGGCGAAGUCUCCCAGAAGUAAAGGUGGAAAUAGCUCAGCACCCUGUGAGAGACUGCGUGAGCAACUAGUCAUUAGGAUACAGUUCUUUUAGGCCUAAUUGCAAUUGAGCUUCUAUCAUUUACACUACAUGAUAUCAAUAAAGGAUUAAGAGAAUCUGGAGUUAGGAGGAAACUGUCUAUUAACAUGAUCCAGAAGUAGCUUCAGUAGUCCAAGUCAAAAUUUCUUUUUUGGAGUCAUGGACAGUUUUGGAGCUACAUGUUCCGAAAUACAGAUGACGCCUUUUUCAGUUUUAACAUUUAAUUUGUUGUCUUUGCUCUAUUUUCAAUCAAACGCAAGCUUCAAACUGUCGGAUUUUAUUUUUGUCAACAUUUUCCGUAGCAUUCAAACUCUUCUAGAGGUGGGGUUGUAAAUGUAAAACUGUUGUAUGAUUUUGCUGACAAAAUCUUUUAAAGUUGCUCAAUCAAACCAGAUGAUUGUGAUAAUUUCAGUCUUAGUAGACUUCCGGAUAUCUGACCAAACAUUUCUCAGGUAGCUUCCAAGUUUAAAAAAAAACAAAAAAAAAAAAAACACACAGUCUUUGUCCGAAUGUUUACAGCUAACAACAUGGCUUUCUGCUGUCUUUUGGUCACUAGUCAUAAAAGUCUGAAUGUGACUCUCCCAGGGUGUGCUGAUGCCGUGGAACUCACGGUAUUCAGUAAAGUGUUCUGCAAGGCAUGCUCCUCCUCUUCUUUGCUUCUUUCGACGUUUACUCCACAAUCGGCUUGGCUGGCUGAUUGUUUUACCAGUUGAUUGUUUCUUUAUACCCCUUUGAACGACUACGUUUACAUGCACAGCAAUACUGGCAAUGCAGCUGUACUUUUAGUUGAAUUAAUAAACCUAAAAAAACAAACAAACAUUGAAAUACAGUCCACAGGAUUGUCUUUCUGAAAUACUUUAACCCACAGUGAAGGAUACUUGCACAAUUCAAUCCUAGAUGUGUGGUUCAUGGUACAAGUUCUAUAAUUGUAGUUGUAGUACAUAAUAGUAUCAUUGAGGAUAGUAGUAGUACUGGGGCAACAGAUUUAUGCCAAUGUGGGUGCAGUGUGUAAGUAAAGAUGCCACGAUGUUCUCCAUUUCUGUAAUAGGCUUAAAUGAAUUAGACCAAUUUUAAAAACGAACACGCUUUUAUUUUGAAAAGACUUACCUGAUAAAUAGUUAAAAAAAAGGGUUGAUGUAUAAGGACUUUUGAAGAGGUGGAAGCCCUCAUAAUCUCCCAACAUUCUUCGUCAAGUUGUCCUGACACCAACUCUUUCGUUCUCUGUUAUGUUGUUUGUUGAGUAGUUGGUUAUUUUAUUCAUUGUUGAAUAACAUGCACAGUAGGGCUGGGCGAUAUUUCCUCAAAUCGAUAUCACGAUAUAUUGAGCAGUUCACCUCGAUAACGAUAAAUGGACAAUAACUACUCCACAAGCUGCUCACCCCCUCCCACAGUAACUUCGUCUACUCCAGCCACUACAACUUUUGAACUGUCCUCCUUCUCCUCACCUGUCUUUCCCUCGUAGUUAUGGACUGGAUGGGGUGGAGUCACGUCUCUGACAUAGGACAGCAUCUUAAAGGGACAUGAGACCAUAGCCUACCUACACACAUCCAAAACCAACUUUUAUCUGUCUAUUUAUUUGACACCGAAUAUAUCGAUAAGGGCAAAAUGAUGUGAGUCCUUGUCGCAAAUUUUGAUAUCAGCAAAUUUUUGGUUUAUCGCCCAGCACAGUCUUGGUAAAGUCACGUCUUGGUUACUUAAGCUGAGUUUGUGAAGUGGUGGUUGCCUGUGGAACGAUAUAUGCAAACUGGUAGAGUUUAGCCUUUAGCGUCUUUGCUACAGGAGGCUAAAGUAUGCCUACCUGUCAGCCAUGAUGCCAGUUAUGUCAGCCUUGUUUGGCCAAUAUCUUCCGAGACAAUAAGUUUUUACAUUGUCCGCCACAUCGUCAGCUACGCGCUCAUCUAUUUUGUCUGCUGUCAUCUGUUUUUUUUUGUCCGCUACAUCAUCCUCUAUGUCGUCAGCUGCAUUGUCUGCUACAUCGUUGGCCAUGUAUUCCAUCAUACUGUCUAUUAAGUUAUCAGUCACAUUGUUCAUUAAAUCUCUGACCGUGUCUGUCUAUUACCUAAAGCAACAUUGGCGAGGGAGAGUGAUAGUCAACUACUACUAAAUCCCAACAAUUCAUUGCUUGACCAAUAAAGUGUUGACGUAAACGUAUUCAAGUGUAUUGUUCAUAAAGUAUGUGACAGACUCUAGUGGUGCACACUCAGCAAAAGAUCUGUACCUGCUUCCACCAUGUCUCCAAGCUUCUAAUCAGCUACAGCGGUUAUUAUCAAUUUAGUUAUUAAUGUGAUUUAAAAAAAAAAAAAAAAAGAAUAAAUGAGACUAUUUUUGUUUUUUGGGUCCUGGUGGGGAAAAAACAGCUGUUGUAAACCAGAUAAUUGUGUGCAUGUAAACGUAGUUCUUGGCAGCAGUGAUGUUCGACUGACGACUGACCCCAGAACAUUGGCAAGUGUGUGUGAAGAAAACCCUCAUCAGUGCUUGUCGGCCACUGUCGUCCCUGUUGUGUGAAAUCCGAUCUGGUUCUGAUGCAUAUUGCAGACUGCUGCCACGUUGCCUGAGGGCCUGAGGCCGUGUGUGUCCCAGCAGUUUUUAAUCCUGAUUGGGUAUCCUGGGCAGAAAACACCCUGUGGUUUGAUUUUUUUGCAUGGCAUGUGCUCUACCAAGUUUGGCAUUUGAGUUUAAUCUCUUAGGGGUAGGUGGGGUACAAUGGGGGGAAAAAAAAUUAACUUCUGAUUCCCAAUUUUUGAGCCGAAAACUGCACAGUUAUACUCUAACAGAACUCCUGAAAAUCACCUUCACUAUUCAGUAACAACUCUGUAAUUUGAUCUGCAGAUUUGCCUAAAUUGCAGAACAUUUUCUCAACCCAUUUUACCCAAUCUACUGUUUCUAAUCAGGUGAAAUGAAGUUCACACAGCCUCAUUAUAGUGCACCCACAGGUCACCGUUUAUGCUUUUCUUUACAGUGAUGAUGGCAAAGGAGAAGCCUCCCAUCACUGUAGUUGGAGACGUGGGAGGCAGGAUUGCUAUCAUUGUGGUAAGAUGCUGUAAAUACACUUUUUUUUCCUUGUGCUUCUCUUCAAAUGUUGAAAAAUCAUCACAGUUAUAUGACAAUUUAAAUGGAAUUUUCUCUUUAAAUAAAGGAAUAAACAAAUAAUUGUUCAUAAAUGAUGAUGAUAAAAUGAUAAAAACUUUAUUUGUGUAGACAACUCAAUUUCCCUUCAGGGUUCAAUAAAGUUCUUCCAUUUAAAAGACCAAAAUGUGUUAAAAACUUGCUUAAAUUAAAUCACAGAGAGCGAUAAAACCCCAACAGUGAAAAAGACACACAUGAAAAAUUCACACAAACAACAAAAGAAGCCAGGAAACACUUUAAGAAACCAAGAGCACCAUAUGGACAGGGUUCCCACACAGUUUGAAUUUCCAUACUCUAUUAUUUUUGGGAAAAACCUACUUUUUGAUUUUAGAAAACAGUAUUUUACAGCUGUGGUAAUAUAGUCUGUUAACAUAAAUAUUUUUCCAUACUUUAUUUUUCAUUUACCAUACUUUUUUAAGACCUGGAAUUGAUCAAAUUACUUGCAUACUUUUCCAUACUUGCGUAGGACCCCUGUAUGGAGCUGAGAAACACACCUUAAAAACCUAGAAUAAUCGAAAUGAACACAAACAUACCUACAUAAACGGACACCUGAGGCCCAAAGCUCAUUCAAAAGUUUCAGGCGUUUGUUUUUCUUGUUUUCAUUUUAAACGAUUAAUAUCUUUGUUUUAUUCUGCGAUAAUGUAACUGAUUGUGAAGAGAUGCUUAAAUUUGCACAUUGAUAGAGCCUAUUCCCCAAUAACACGGGUAAAUAAUUUUCCCUUUUUUUUUUUUGCAGUAGACAGAACAUGUGAUGUACUUUGAGUGAAAUCUCUUAAUGCAGUUACACUUUAUGUUAUGUGGAGCUUAAAAGCUGCUGUGAGGAGUUUUUUGACAUUUAUGAAAUUGACUUAAAUUCAUAUUGAUGCCUUUUGAUGGUGUACAAAACCAAGUAAGACCAUCAACGACAAGAUUUAUAUGUUGCAAUGUUUUAAGCCUAAAGCUGGUGUGAGGGGGGGUAGAUAUCAGAGCAGCUGAAGAAACAGCCCUGUAUACACUACAUUACACUAAUAAACACCACAUUACACUGUUCAAAGUCUGCAGGAUGAUAUUUUGUUUGGAGUGAUACCCCACGCAAUAAAAUUUACCAGUGAUUACUACUGACUUACUGAGAAGUUAUCAGUCAUUUCUGAUGAAGUGUGUAAAGUUGUGAUUUAUCUGUACAACCACCUCUUCUAAUUUAAUAUAAACUUGAUUUUGACAACACUUCACUGUAUGUAUGCAGUAAAAGUUAAACCCCAAGAAAUCACUACACUGUGUUGAGUUUUGGAUUCCCAUGUUUUUUUUUUUUUUUUGGACUUUCUCUGACAGGAUGACAUUAUCGAUGACGUUGGAGACUUUGUUGCAGCUGCAGAGAUCCUGAAAGAGAGAGGCGCUUAUAAAAUUUACAUCAUGGCGACACAUGGCUUGCUGUCUGCUGAUGCUCCUCGCCUCAUAGAGGAAUCUGCCAUCGAUGAAGUAAGAAAACGUUGAUUUAUUGAUUUAAAUCUUUCGUAUUUUGCUCACCCUUGAGAUGAAUAAUUAAAGGUGGUCAUUUUUAAUCAAAUAUCACAACAGAAGCUUCAUGUGAGCUUGUAUUUGUUCUUGGCGAGCACGAAACCACGAGGCAGAACUUCCUCUUGUGGUCGGUUUUUCAGUUGAAUUUCUAAAAGUAGGAAAUAAGGUGCGAGUAGAAUUUCAUUGUGUUUCUGUAAACUUCUGGUUUCAAUUUUCAGUUCCUAAAAGUUUCGUCAGGUACAGACAGUUAAAGUCUCACAUUCGGGUUUAUUUUAUACUGUGUCUUCAUCGUCAUUGUUGUAAGCUGUUUCACAUUUUGAAGUCCUGCUUUGUUUUCAAACUGUCUCAAAUUUGUAGAUUUACAUUGGUGAGAUGAUAAUGUCUGAUAAUCUACUUUUAGGUGGUGGUGACCAACACAGUCCCCCAUGAAGUCCAGAAGCUCCAAUGUCCCAAAAUCAAGACUGUGGACGUCAGCAUGAUUUUAGCCGAGGCCAUCCGCCGCAUCCACAACGGGGAGUCCAUGGCGUACUUGUUCCGCAACAUCACCACAGACGAUUAG